UCACGACCAUGAAGAACACACAUUUAGGACAUUCUCUCACUACUGUUCGGCCUCCUUACUCUAUUCUUCAUGGUCACGACAGGAAUGAACUUGUGUGUAUUUAUCAUUCAUUGUGAAUUUGGUGGGUUUAGCGAAGGGACGCAAGAAUCAAUCUUUUACAGCCACAUGUGGUAGCUGAUAAUGAACAUUGGAUGUAAAGUAAAGGGAUUUUAAAAUAUACAUGUACGAAUAUUCCGUUUGUUCUCAUUGGCGUCUAUCAUUCAGUUGAAAACACACCAACGAAAAUGGCAGACGAAGUUAUUUGUCUCUCGUCGUCGGACGACGAAUUUCAGCUAAAAGCGGGAUUCAGGACCAACAAGGGGCCUGAGAGGCAAACGCCUAAUAGAAUAAGGAAAAGGAAAAUUGUGGAAGAAGUGGAAGUGUCGACGGCUAAGAGAAGAAUUCAUUCAGUGAAGAUCGAGACAUUUAAAAAACGUCGGAUUUCCACUGACGAUGGCAUUGAAGAGGUUAAAGAGAUUCCCAAAGCAUCAAAAAGUCAGUCUCAUCAGGAGAAGACUUCUCCCAAAAAAUUUUCCAGUACUGACUUGAGUCUCCCAUCGACAUCCAAAGCGGGAUUGUCAAAUGAAAGAGUGCGGCAUGGGCCGAAGCUGCUAAUAAAAGAGAAACGUCCUAUGGACGAGAAUAACGGUCCCACAGAAGUGUUCUCUCAAUUCUUGAGUCUGUGUCUCUCCAAAGAUCGAAGCCCAGACAUGAAGAAAAUCAUCGAAAAAUUAAAAAGACGUUACGAGCAGACAGAUCCAGCGUAUGUCCACUGUCCAGCUUUCAUCGGUCUUCUCAACGAAAAGCGAGAUUUCCUGAUGAAUGACUCCAACUUAUAUAUCCACAUUCGUGAGAUUGAUUCUGAGAUGAAGUGUCGAAAGAGAGAUGUAGUACAUCCGAAGGAGGAGGGGAAAGUCGAGAAAGCGGAGGCUGAGGAGACGAACGCAGAGAGCAAUCGAAAUGAUUCCAGGAUAAGACUCCUUAUGAAAGCUAUGGAGAAGUGCGAAAAAAGGAUAAAAGAGUUGUCUGAGGCUGAGGUUGACUGGGACGAUGAUGAAGACAGUAGUUACAUGAAGCUCGCUAAAUACGAGGACAAAAUGAUACAAAUGUAUUCCAAGAUCUGCGAGCUAACUGGUGGUGAUCACGAUGCUGGCAGGCGAUAUCUCAGACCCAAACAUCUCAAAGUCACGGGAAUAGCUGAGGUCGAUCAGGCUAUAAUCAGUUUUAUCAACAAAAGAUUGAAGAACAAGAGAAAGAGAUCGCAGCGGGCAUUGUCGGUUGAUUGUGUUAUCUUCCCAGAUUAUUGUGAUAUUUUGAAUUGUAUUGAGGCAUGCAAUAAGCAACGAGAUCUCGGAAUGGAGAAGAAAAAGAUGGAGAAGAUAGCGCAGAAGGCAUUCACCGAUUUGGGGAAUUACCUGCAGAAAGUCAGGAGAGAUGAUUUGGUAGAUAGUUUUUCACUGGUGUUGGCGAAUUCGUCAGAUCCAGCUCGGGAGAAUCCAGAGCUGCUGAGGAAGCUGGAGGAGAGUAAAAAUGAGGGUAAAAAAAAAUUAAAUGCCAUUUUUGAGAAAUAUGUGAGACUGCAGGAGGAGGGACCGGCCAGAGAGGAUGAGAAUGAGAGUGACAGUGAUCCUGAAGAGGAUAAAGAUGACGAGCAGGAGGAUGAGGAUUCCUCGGAAGAGAAGAACGAUGAGGUUGACAGUGAGGAUCCUGUCGACUCCAAUAAAAAUGUUCCCAUAAAUACCUGCUCGAAUGGUGAAUCUCUAAAAAAAUCUCCGUGUAAUGGAUAUUCGGGUAAGGAUCUGCGAGCAACUGGUUAUGUAUCAGAUUCUGCUGACACUGUCAUUCUCCCCACUACUCGAGAUAAUAAAAGGCCUGGGGAGAAGAUGCUGACACCUUCUGUGCCUGCUGUCACGCGGAAACUCCAAGCACAAAUAUCGAAUGAGAAAAUUGCAGCCAAAAGGGUUUACAAACCAGGACCUAAAUUCACGAAACCAAUUAUAAAACCUUUAAUUAAGAAUAUUGAAAACGUCAGAGUGGUAAUAAGGCCUGAUGAUGCUGUCAAUCUCAACGUUUUUAACCAGGGAGUUAUCAGUAACGAGGUGCUUGCUUCCAGUACAAAUGAUGAGGAAGAUGAUACAGUGGCGAAUAAUUCGAAAACCUCUGAGACAAGUCCCGAAGUACCGGACGAUGAAAUGUCGAACGAACAAAAUAAUGACGAGAUUAUAGAUAAAAAUGUACAGCCUUCAAUCAAUAACACAUCAAUAAAAAAUGUCAGUGUGCAAAAUGAAGCCAUCUCCACAGUAUCAAAGACCGACUCUGUCUUAAAAUCUGUCACUGAACCCACAAAAGAGCUUGAUGAUUUCAUUCCACCGGAGUCAAAUGUCGAGAAGAGUCCUCCGAGAAAAGUCACGAGUCUGGAUAAUCCAGAAAUUACGUCAAGUACUGGUGCCAUCGAGGACGGGAAAAAAUCGGAAAUAAUUGCCGGAGAUAUAGAAGAUGAAAUACAUGGAGAGGAUGAUAUUGUAGUCGUCGAUAACUCUUCAUUUCCAGACUCGACACUGCAACGGGCAGAUAUAAAAAAGACUGAGGACACCAAAGAAAUCAAUCAAUCAAAAUUUGACAGCCAACCAGUAUUAAAACUCCGUGAAUUUGCAAAGCCCCCGGAAUUUUGGAAAAACACUCCAGACAAAAAUCCUGAGACUCGUAAAAAAACGAUUGCAGCUAACGUACAACCAAUUGAAUGCAUUGACGUGGAAACUGAUACAGUACAAACAGACACUUCGUCGUCGAUCGCAGGUACAUCAUUGUCAUCAAAUCGAUUGUCAGUGAUGAAAAAAUCGAAAUCGAUUUCAAUUGUGGGCACAUCUAAGCAAGGCUCGAAAUUCGUACGACUCACACCCAUAGAUGGUAUCAAAACAAAAAUCAUCGAGACUUCACGACAGAAAAUCUUGUCUCUCCUUUUGACCAAAUCCAUCAUAUCGCAUUUUUCUGGGAUGCCGGUGAGGACCAGGCCACUACAUAAUGCCACCGUUGGAUCAUCAAAUGUGGCUCAGCCGAAUCAAAACCCUAGAUUCAUUAAUCCUGUACAUCGUAUUCGAAAUAAUUUGGUGGUUCGAACCCCCGAUAAACGGGUUAAUCCAGUGACUAUCAAAAAAAUAAUGCAAAAGCAUCAGUGAGUGGUAUAUCUGCUAUAGAUCGAGGAAUCGAUUAUGGAAGAACUUUUUUUUAUAA
Messenger RNA from Fopius arisanus, 3270 nucleotides. Its product is annotated as death domain-associated protein 6-like. Gene Ontology annotation, molecular function: histone binding. Lineage: Eukaryota; Metazoa; Arthropoda; Insecta; Hymenoptera; Braconidae. The transcript has 4 exons. The coding region runs from base 285 to 3215 and encodes 976 amino acids. The record is from RefSeq and is a predicted model, not a curated record.